AUGAUUUAGAUUGGUUUUAAUUUAUUAAUUCAUUUUGUAAAAGGGAUUUAAUUUUACAGAGUGAUUAUGGAUCUAAAUAGAGACAUUAAGUAUUCAACUUUGAAGGUUUCUGACUAAGUUCAAUUCGGAGGAAUUAUGACAAAGGAAGAAUGUAGAGCAUUAGCCAGAAAAAUCAUGUCAAUAUAUGAUGGGGAUGGAAACGGCACAUUAGAUUCUUUUGAAGUUGGUUACAUUCAAUCCGAUUGUUAUAGGGCAAUGAAUAAAGGAUUCAAUCCAACUCCAACAGAUAUUGCUGCUUUUUCCAGAAUCAUCGAUAGACGCUAAUGUGGCAUGGUGACGGAUAAAGAUAUUGAAGCUUUAUGUAUAAAAUACUUUGGAGGUAAUUUCGAUAGAAGUGAAAGAAGCGAAAGGGUGGUACCUGAGCAAACAAUAAGUUAACAAAAAACCUAUGAGACAAGCUCGUUUAAUAGAUAAGUAUCUAGCAACCAGAAUAGCAAAGUCAUAACAGUUCAAUAAUAAACUACGGUCACAAAUUAAGUAUCAUCCAUUCCUAGUUCCCCUCCUAUCAAAAAUACUUACAGUACAGUUGUAUAGGAAAGGUUGGAAGUGGCAAGAAGAAUCUUUAGAAUGUUGGAUACAGAAAAAAAUGGAUUCAUUACAGAAAAGCAUGUUCCUUCAUUGCUUCAGGAAACAUAUAAAUUAAUGGGAAUGUCAAUUGAACCAACACAAGAAGAUGUAGAAUUAUGGAUGGAAAUGGCUGAUGAAGAUAGAGAUGGAAAGGUGUUUCUAAAGGACUAUGAAGCAUUAGUAAUAAGAAGUCUAAAGUAAUAAGGAAUUGUUUUAGAAUGAUUCAUAUAAAUCAAAAUUUAAUAGUUAACUUUAUUAAAGAUCAAA
Molecule: messenger RNA, 894 nt
Organism: Paramecium tetraurelia
Lineage: Eukaryota; Ciliophora; Oligohymenophorea; Peniculida; Parameciidae
Exons: 4
Biological process (GO): regulation of cytosolic calcium ion concentration
Cellular component (GO): cytosol; neuron projection; synapse
Molecular function (GO): calcium ion binding
Source: RefSeq, a predicted model, not a curated record